AUGGAUAAAGGUGAUCCUAUUCCCAUUAAUAAUGAAGAAGAGUUUACAUCAAAUGGUUCUAUUGUAUCACCACCAACAUACACAGUUCAAGAAAUUGAUGGAAAAUUAUACAAUUCUAAUUUAGGUAUUUGCUGGCCAAAAAGACCUCAAUUUGGUUAUCAUUCAUUAACUGAAUAUAAAAAAAGGAAAAAACAAAUAAAAAAUAAAAUAAAAGAAGAUUUAAAAAAACAACAAAAUUUUGAGAAAUUAGCUCAGAUUUCUGAAGAAAAUAUGGCACAAUUAGAUUAUGAACCUUAUACCUAUGUUGGAUGUAAAAGUCGAAGUGAAAUAACAAAACUUUUAAAGAAAAAGACAUUAUUUUAUAUUUACCAUGAAAAUGACGAAUCUGGUAGUUUAAAAUCAUUGAAUUUACCUUUAAAACUUGCUUACAAAUCUUCCGAUGGAAAAAAUUUCUUCUUCAGAAUUAAUAGAUCAAAGAGAAAUUACUGUUACAUUGAGUAUGGACCAAAAAUGCGUAGCGAAGUAUACUCAUGUUUGGAAAAAAUGAUAGAAUGCUUAAGACUAUAUGGACAUAUGGAUUAUGAAAAAGGAACUUUUGAUAUGUUUCCAAUAGCUGACAUCGAAAAAAAAUUAAACAUAAUGUAA
Messenger RNA from Strongyloides ratti, 645 nucleotides. RefSeq lists its product as hypothetical. The coding region runs from base 1 to 645 and encodes 214 amino acids. NCBI's taxonomy places the organism in Eukaryota, Metazoa, Nematoda, Chromadorea, Rhabditida, Strongyloididae. The transcript has a single exon. The record is from RefSeq and is a predicted model, not a curated record.